This is a messenger RNA of Scophthalmus maximus (turbot), 2590 nucleotides long. It is a transcript of the gene lgals3b, whose product is annotated as lectin, galactoside binding soluble 3b. Bases 150 to 1169 code for a protein of 339 amino acids. Gene Ontology annotation, molecular function: carbohydrate binding; laminin binding; IgE binding. The transcript is spliced from 7 exons. Lineage: Eukaryota; Metazoa; Chordata; Actinopteri; Pleuronectiformes; Scophthalmidae. The record is from RefSeq and is a predicted model, not a curated record. Gene Ontology annotation, biological process: eosinophil chemotaxis; positive chemotaxis; positive regulation of calcium ion import. Gene Ontology annotation, cellular component: nucleus; immunological synapse.
AGAGGUUCAGUGUGUGUGUGUGUGUGUGUGUGUGUGGAGGGGGAGGGGUGGGUGUGGUCCUGUGGCUCGAGGAUUUAAAACAGUCUCAGUUUCUCAGAGUCAGUGUUUGUGAGCAGCGUUCAGGUGAACUCAGGUCUCAGACGAUCAGGAUGGACCUUGCAGAAGCUCUUGGUGAUUGGCCCACUGGUGACAACCAACCAGCAGGUGGUGGUCCUUGGCUUGGAAACACCAGCAACACCACCUGGGCAGGUCAGGCUCCUGCCAACCCCGCCUGGCCCGUAGGUCCUGGUCCGACUGGAGGUGGAGGGGGGGUGUGGCCUGGAGGAAACCCCGGCCAGCCCACCGAACAACCCUCAGCACCUGGAGGAUGGCCUAGUCAUGCACCUGGAGCUGGACCAGCACCUGGAGGGUGGCCCGGUCCUGCACCUGGAGCUGGACCAGCCCCGGGAGGGUGGCCCAGUCCUGCACCUGGAGGUGGACCAGCACCUGGAGGGUGGCCCGGUCCAACACCUGGAGGUGGACCAGCACCUGGAGGGUGGCCCGGUCCUGCACCUGGAGGAGGACCAGCACCUGGAGGGUGGCCCGGUCCUGCACCUGGAGGUGGACCAGCACCUGGAGGAUGGCCCAGUUCUGCACCUGGACCUGGAACAGCACCUGGAGGAUGGCCCAGUUCUGCAACUGGACCUGGAACAGCACCUGGAUCUGGACCUGGACCAGGACCCACCUUCCCCACUCUCCCUCAGCAGAGUCUGAUGGUGCCGUACAACCAGGAUCUUCCCAAUGGAGUUUAUGACCAGAUGCUGAUCACCAUCGCUGGAACCGUCAAACCCAACGCUAACAAGAUUACUCUGGAUAUGUUUGCGUCCAACGACCUGGCAUUCCACUUCAACCCUCGCUUCAACGACGAGGGCAGGAAGACGAUCAUCAGGAACAGCUGCAUCGGGAAGAAGUGGGGCAAAGAGGAAAGAGACCUGCGGAACUUCCCCUUCGCCCAGGGGCGGCCAUUCGAGAUUAAGAUCCUUUGCACCAACAGCGAGUUUAAAGUCGCUGUCAACAACUCUCACCUGCUGGAAUUCAAACACCGGCUCACAAACCUCAGAUCCAUCAACAAGUUUUGUGUCUACAACGACCUCACACUGUCCAACAUCAGCGUGAAGACGGGGCCCUGACACGUCACCACACCCACUGGGUGGGGGGCGGGGCUUCAAACAGAGGAGAUCACCAGUUUCAUGAUACUAUAUUCAUCAUAGAUCUACAGAUCCAGUCAAGAUCUAUUUUAGAUCAAUCAAACAUCUAAUCAGUCAGUCCGCUAGAGAUUCCAUUUCAUCUGACAUAGAUUAACAGAAUAGAGAGGUUGUUCCUCAGAUCCUGUAGAUUUACUAGUGAUCCUCAGUGGAUCUUAAGUGGAUCUUCAAUAGAUCUUCAGCGGAUCUAGAGCGGAUCUUCAGUAGAUCUUCAGUGGAUCUUCAGUGAUCUUCAGCAGAUCUUCAACAGAUCCUCAGUAGAUCUUCAACAGAUCCUCAAUGGAUCUUAAGUGGAUCUUCAAUAGAUCUUCAGUGGAUCUAGAGCGGAUCUUCAGUAGAUCUUCAGUGGAUCUUCAGCAGAUCUUCAACAGAUCCUCAGUAGAUUUUCAACAGAUCCUCAGUGGAUCUUCAGUAGAUCUUCAACAGGUCCCCAGUAGAUCUUCAACAGAUCCUCAGUGGAUCUUCAGCAGAUCUUCAGUGGAUCUUCAACAGAUCUUCAGUAGAUCUUCAACAGGUCCUCAGUAGAUCUUCAACAGAUCCUCAGUGGAUCUUCAGCAGAUCUUCAGUGGAUCUUCAACAGAUCUUCAGUAGAUCUUCAACAGAUCCUCAGUAGAUCUUCAGUAGAUCUUCAAAUGGUCCUCAGUAGAUCUUCAACAGAUCCUCAGUGGAUCUUCAGUAGAUCUUUAACAGGUCCUCAGUUGAUCUUCAGCAGAUCUUCAGUGGAUCUUCAACAGAUCCUCAGUAAAUCUUCAAUAGAUCCUCAGUAGAACCUCAGUAGAUCCUCAGUAGAUCUUCAACAGGUCCUCAGUAGAUCUUCAGUAGAUCUUCAAACGGUCCUCAGGAGAUCUUCAACAGAUCUUCAGUGGACCUUCAACAGAUCCUCAGUAAAUCUUCAAUAGAUCCUCAGUAGAUCCUCAGUAGAUCUUCAAAUGGUCCUCAGUAGAUCUUCAACAGAUCCUCAGUGGAUCUUCAGUCGAUCUUUAACAGGUCCUCAGUGGAUCUUCAGCAGAUCUUUAACAGGUCCUCAGUGGAUCUUCAGCAGAUCUUCAGUGGACCUUCAACAGAUCCUCAGUAAAUCUUCAAUAGAUCCUCAGUAGAUCCUCAGUAGAUCUUCAAAUGGUCCUCAGUAGAUCUUCAACAGAUCCUCAGUGGAUCUUCAGUAGAUCUUUAACAGGUCCUCAGUGGAUCUUCAGCAGAUCUUCGGUGGAUCUUCAACAGAUCCUCAGUAGAUCUUCAGUAGAUCCUCAGUAGAUCUUCAGUAGAUCCUCAGUAGAUCUUCUUGUACUAGUUUUCUUUUGUUUGAAUUCAGGUGAUUCAUAUAAAUAAAAGUUAAUCUUCAACCUCAA